Helianthus annuus (common sunflower) is the source of this 1090-nucleotide messenger RNA. RefSeq names its product E3 ubiquitin-protein ligase AIRP2. Bases 170 to 805 code for a protein of 211 amino acids. Gene Ontology annotation, molecular function: ubiquitin protein ligase activity. Gene Ontology annotation, biological process: protein ubiquitination. Lineage: Eukaryota; Viridiplantae; Streptophyta; Magnoliopsida; Asterales; Asteraceae. The record is from RefSeq and is a predicted model, not a curated record. The transcript is spliced from 4 exons.
CUUCUCCUCCCUCCUUCCUUCCUUCUUCAGUUCUCUCUCGAGGACAGAGAGAAGAAGUUACCACUGAUCCCACUAUUUUUAGAGAGAGAAACUAAAACUAUUUUUUAGGGUUUUUAGAGAGAGAAAUUCGUCAGUAGAUGGUUUGUGAAUUUGUGUGAAAAACACAGAGAUGUAUGUGGGAUCAAUGAGAAGAUAUUUCAAGGAUUCUCUCAAAGUUCUUGAAGCGGAUAUUCAACAUGCCAAUACUCUGGCAUCUGAUUUUUCACGGGAGUACAAUGGCGCGUGUGUGCAGAUGAGAAUGUCGUAUAGCCCGGCUGCACAGUUUUUCCUUUUCUUUGUUCAGUGGUCAGACUGCCACCUUGCGGGUGCUCUCGGACUCUUGAGGAUCUUGAUAUUUCAGGUUUACGAUGAUGGCACCACCACCAUGUUCACACAUGAACGGAAAGCGAGCAUAAGAGAAUUCUAUGGAAGCAUAUAUCCGUCUUUAAUGCAACUUCAAAGUGGUGUCACUGAUUCUGAAGAAAGAAAGCAAAAGAAGGUAUGCAUGGAAAGGUAUAAAAAACGAGAAGAUGAAGAUUACAAUCGAUAUUCUGACGUUUACAUUGAAUGGGAAGAAGAAUGUGGUAUUUGUAUGGAGAUGAAUAGCAAACUCGUCUUACCCAAAUGUAACCAUGCCAUGUCUUCAAAAUGCCUUAACGUACGACGCGUACGCGAUGAAAGUUCGCACGUUAAAAAAGCAGGAAAUACAAUUUCGCAUGUUAUACAAUUUCGCAUGUUGUUAUGGAAACCCAAAUUCACAUGUUAGUUACAAGUAUUCGCAUGUUGGUAAUGCAUCGCGUACGGGUCGUACGUUAAGUCAUUUUGUACGUUAACCGGCCUCUAUAUAUAUAUAUAUAUAGAGAGAGAGAGAGAAAGAGAGAGGGGGGGACGAUGAAUGUAGGACCAAUUAUAAGUUGAGAACCGCAUAAGCACCUGACGUAGUGGUGACUAAAUGUAGUGUGAGAGAGAAAGAGAGGCGAUCAAGCUCUUGCAUAGUUGUCUUAUGUAUCAUAUAAAGCUUUAUAUAUAUGUGUGUGCGUGUGUGAACUAA